Messenger RNA from Schistocerca gregaria, 1944 nucleotides. It is a transcript of the gene Hsc20, whose product is annotated as iron-sulfur cluster co-chaperone protein HscB. The record is from RefSeq and is a predicted model, not a curated record. Gene Ontology annotation, biological process: [2Fe-2S] cluster assembly; protein complex oligomerization. Gene Ontology annotation, cellular component: mitochondrion. Gene Ontology annotation, molecular function: protein-folding chaperone binding; ATPase activator activity. The transcript has 4 exons. NCBI's taxonomy places the organism in Eukaryota, Metazoa, Arthropoda, Insecta, Orthoptera, Acrididae. Bases 898 to 1629 code for a protein of 243 amino acids.
AUCUGUUGCAGUUACAGCAAACGGUAAGGUAUGGCGAGAAUUCGCCAGUAGCGCUGCAAACAAACGGACGUCUUAUUCAAGCGCAGCUAAACAAUUGGCGAAUAAACGUCUCACAACUUCUACAGCAGUCGGCAGCACCUGGGACACGACAGCCCUGAACUAGUCUGGUAAUCAGUCGCACCGGUUGCACGGCACGCUCGGACUGCUGUAGCAGUCAGCCGCAGUCAAAGAUUUAAUGUUGCUCGCCAAGUAGGCCACACUGUGGCCCCUCGAAACAUUCUUCCUGAGAAACCUUGAUGUGACGCUAAAGUAAAGUGACGAGUCGGUGACGUUCCGUUGACGGCGUGUGUAAUGCCACUAUUUGAACCACAGAGGAGAAACUUUUCACAUGACGAGGCGUACGAGGAAGUUCCGUCAAAACGACGGGUGCGGCCCUUUUGUGGUGAAAGUGAAUGGAAGAUUUCGUAUGGAGCUCACUGGUCUCUGUUGCUGAUGAUCUCUGCCUGCACGAAUUGUGUACACACUGAAUCAUUGUUACCAAGUGUUAAAUUUAGUUUCUAGAAGUUUAAAGUGGCGGAAUUAAUCUGGAAAUAGAACCGCACACGAAGACAAAUGUGUUGAUAAAGUAUAUUUAUUUUUGUGAUGCAUUUAAAAUUUAAUCGAUGGAAUCUUGAAAAUCCACGUAACGGCGUAGGAAGAUGUGCAAUCUGCAUCUUUUAUAUUUGCCAAACGAAGACUUGCUCUUUUGUUGACGAACAGGUCGAAGCUUGAACUUUGGGCUAAAGAUUGUCUAAUGUCUAUGUGAUAUUGUUUUGGAGUAAAAGAACGUGUAUACGAUAGUGGUUUAAGUUUUUGGCUUAGAUUUUUGUGACGUUACGUGCGGAGUACUGAGUUGUAAUGUUUAUGAUGUCGCUCUCAAGGUUAGGUUUGAGAAUGUCAGCGAAAUACUAUCAUCGUGCGAAAGCACACAACCUUAAAUGUGUAUCAGCUAUUAAAUGUCCGAAAUUAAUUUCAUCGGUGGUACGUCAUAUGAGCGAGGUAUCACGUAAAUGUUGGAAAUGUGGUAGUGAUGAAGCGCAGAUAUUUUGCCACUCGUGUAACACCAUCCAACAACCGGACGAUAAAUCUAAUUAUUUUGAAGUGAUAGGAGUAACACCUAGUUACGAUUUAGACACCGUCGAGUUGACAACAAAGUAUCGACAGUUACAAAACAUCCUGCAUCCAGAUAGAUUUGCCAACAGGACAAAGGAGGAGCGUAUGUUGUCAGAAGACUAUUCUUCAUUGGUGAAUAAAGCAUAUUCAACUCUGCAACAACCUUUGUCUCGCGGCUUGUACAUGCUCCAACUACAGGGGUCAGAAAUCAGUGAAGCAACACAGCAUUCAGAUCCAGAAUUUCUUAUGGAAAUAAUGGAGUUAAAUGAAAGUGUUGAAAUGGCAUCAACUGCAGCUGAGUUGAACGUCAUAGAGGAGCAAAAUAAGGAAACAUUGAAACAACUUUCAAGAGAUUUAUCAAGUUCAUUUGCUGAAGGAGACGUGGAGAAAGCAAAGCGCAUCCUUGUGAGAAUGAAAUAUUAUUCGACAGCAGAAUCUAAAAUAAAGGAAAAAAGGCAAGAAUUCGGUUUUGAAUGACUGAUAUCAGUUAUUUGAAAUCUUGGUAUUAAAACAGUCAGUAAUAAAUAUCAGCACUUCCUGUUGUGAAGUACUCACUUCUACAACAGCAACUAGUACACUUAGACUAGAUCUCCACAAUGAAAGAAAGGAUGAUCUGAUAUUCAUGCAACUAAGAAAAUCUAGAAGUGGCUGAAGGCAUAUUUUGUAUUUCUCAGUUGUGAAUGCUGUUAUUUAAUAGAUGCUGCCAGCAGAUUUGUCCAGAAAAGCAGCACAUAUUAUUAUCUUUCAUUUUCUAGAUUUUUGUAUCUGAGAAAAUAAAAAUAUUUUAUCCUA